AUGAUUCAAUUACUUCUAAUAAUACCAAUUAUAGGUUCAUUAUUAAUAUUACCGAUACAAGAAAAUUCAAUAAAAAAUGAAAAUAAAAUGAAAACGAUAGCACUUUCAACCUCUCUAAUUAAUUUAUUAAUCUCUAUAUUAUUAUGGGUUGCAUUUGAUACAAGUACAAGUGAAUAUCAAUUUAUAUAUGAAUUCAAUAAAUUGAGUUUUUGUCACUUUAAUGUAGGAAUAGAUGGUAUUUCUCUAUACUAUGUAUUACUAACAACAUUUAUAACACCGAUAGCAAUACUAUCUAAUUAUAAAAAUAUAUAUAAAAAUAUAAAAUAUUUCCUAAUUUCUUUUUUAAUAUUAGAAACAUUACAAAUAGCAGUUUUUGUAGUAUUAGAUUUAUUUCUUUUUUAUAUUUUUUUCGAAAGUGUAUUACCUGUGUUAUUUAUAAUAAUUGUAGUAUACGGUUCGGGUGAAAAUAGAAUUAGAUCUGCAUUAUUAUUUUUUUUAUAUACUUUAGCAGGUUCUUUAUUUAUGCUACUAGCUAUUCUUCAUAUUUAUAGUAAUGUAGGUUCUACAGACUUUCAAUUAAUAUCAUUAUCUGAGAUUAGUUUACAGAGUCAAAAAAUAUUAUGGUUAGCUUUCUUCUUAGCUUUUGCAGUAAAAACACCUCUAUGGCCUUUAACAGGAUGGCUAUAUAGAGCUCAUGCUGAUAGUCCAUUAGCUGGAUCAAUUCUACUAGCAGGUACUAUUCUAAAAUUUGCUACUUAUGGAUAUCUUAGAGUAUUAAUUAACUUUUUACCUGAUGCUUCUAAUUAUUUUGGUCCAUUAGUACAAACUAUUGCUAUUGUUACUUUAAUUUAUUCUUCUUUAGCUACUAUAAUACAACAAGAUACUAAAUCUCUUAUUGCUUAUUCAAGUAUUGCACACAUGAGUGUAGUUAUUUUAGGUAUAUUUUCUAAUACUAUUCAAGGGAUAGAAGGGGCUAUUUUACUUUCUUUAGCUCAUGGGUUUGUUUCACCUGCUUUAUUUAUUUGUGUGGGUGGAGUUAUAUAUGAAAGAACUGGAACUAGAAUUAUUCAGUAUAUUAGAGGUUUAGUAACUUAUAUGCCUGUAUUUACUAUUUUAUUUUUUAUAUUUACUUUAUGUAAUACUGGAAUACCUUUAAGUUUAAAUUUCCUAGGAGAACAAUUAUCUUUAAUUGGUAUAUGGGAAAAAAGUCCUAUUAUCUCUGCUCUAGGUGCAACUGGUAUUGUUUUAUCUGCAUGUUAUUCUGUUUAUUUAUAUAAUAGAAUUUCUUAUGGUGUAUAUUCACCUCACCUUAAACCUUAUAUUGAUAUUACUAGACAAGAAUUUAAUCUUUUAAUUGCUUUACUAAUACCUACUAUAGUUUUAGGUAUUUUACCUAACGUUAUUUUAUAUUCUAUUCACUUACCUGUAUCUACUUUAUUAUAUUAUUAG
Postia placenta MAD-698-R-SB12 is the source of this 1449-nucleotide messenger RNA. RefSeq lists its product as hypothetical. The record is from RefSeq and is a predicted model, not a curated record. The transcript has a single exon. Gene Ontology annotation, molecular function: ubiquinone binding; NADH dehydrogenase (ubiquinone) activity. Lineage: Eukaryota; Fungi; Basidiomycota; Agaricomycetes; Polyporales; Adustoporiaceae. The coding region runs from base 1 to 1449 and encodes 482 amino acids. Gene Ontology annotation, biological process: aerobic respiration; electron transport coupled proton transport; ATP synthesis coupled electron transport.